Polyodon spathula (Mississippi paddlefish) is the source of this 9648-nucleotide messenger RNA. RefSeq names its product phosphatidylinositol 3,4,5-trisphosphate-dependent Rac exchanger 1 protein-like. The transcript is spliced from 40 exons. Gene Ontology annotation, molecular function: protein binding; guanyl-nucleotide exchange factor activity. Gene Ontology annotation, biological process: intracellular signal transduction. The record is from RefSeq and is a predicted model, not a curated record. The coding region runs from base 502 to 5391 and encodes 1629 amino acids. Lineage: Eukaryota; Metazoa; Chordata; Actinopteri; Acipenseriformes; Polyodontidae.
UCAAGAGCACAGAGCUGGCACAGGACGCAGCUUGUGGGGAACGUGUGCUUUUUAUAAACCUUACUUUUUUAGUUUUACUUCUGGUGGUGGUUCUUAUUUAAGUGCUGCGGCUUAUUUUUGUUAUUCUGGUCUAAAUAUCCCAAGGACCUGCAAAGACCGGCAACUAAAUACUCAUUAGAAGUUUCUAACACACACACACACACACAGAUGAGGCAUUGAUUACUGAUGUUUGAAGGGGGAAACAUUGGAAUAUAUUUAUGGAAACAUACAAAACACGAAAACAUCGCUUCCUUAUUGUAUGUUUAAGUGUUGGGUAAACGAUUACAGACAUCGUUCCACAGCCUAAGAUUCAAGCAUGAAUAUAUCACAGUUUCUCAAGACCCACCGAUAGGAAUGUAUUAGCUGAAAAGACGUUCUGUUGUGGAUUUCAGUGGGGUAAACAAACAUUUUUAAUUUUUUUUUUUUUUUUUUUUUGCAUUCUGCUUUUAACACAUAAAAACAAUGGAUGAAGACGGAAAGUCGGAGAAUUGUUCGCAAACUGCAAAGGAUUUAGAUCGCCAGCUGCGUUUGAGACUAUGCGUUUUAAAUGAGAUUUUGAACACCGAGAGGGACUAUGUGCGGACUAUGCUUUUCCUGCAGUCAGCCUUUCUCUGUAGGAUUCGCCAGACUCCAGCUGACCAGCAAUGUAUCUCUGAGGAAAAUGUCAAGAUUCUGUUUUCCAACAUUGAAAACAUUCUUGAAGUUCACAAGGAGUUCUUGGCAGCCCUGGAGUCUUGUUUACAGCCAGAGCCUCAUCCUCAGCACAUACUUGGUCAUGUUUUCCUACAGUUCAAAGACAGAUUCUGUGUUUAUGAAGAGUACUGCAGUAACCACGAAAAGGCUCUGAGGCUUCUAAUGGAACUCAACAAAAUGCCUACUGUGAGGACCUUCCUUUUGCAUUGCAUGCUGUUGGGAGGGAAAAAGACAACUGACGUCCCACUGGAGGGUCAUCUUCUGUCACCGAUCCAGAGAAUCUGCAAAUACCCCCUCCUGCUCAAGGAGUUGCUGAAAAGGACCCCCAAAAAGCAUGCUGAUUGUCCCGCAGUGGAGCAAGCACUUCAAGCCAUGAAGACGGUGUGCUCUAACAUCAACGAGACCAAGAGACAGAUGGAAAAGCUGGAGGCCUUGGAACAGCUCCAGUCACACAUUGAAGGAUGGGAGGGUACCAAUCUGACUGAUAUUUGCACAGAGCCCUUACUCCAUGGUACUUUACUGAAGAUUUCUGCAGGAAACAUUCAAGAGAGAGUAUUCUUCCUGUUUGACAAUCUCCUAGUCUACUGUAAACGGAAAUCAAGAGUUGCAGGGAAGAAAUCAAUUAAAAGGACAAAGUCGAUGAAUGGACCUCUCUAUUUGUUCAGAGGGAGAAUAAACACAGAGGUGAUGGAGGUGGAGAAUGUGGAAGAUGGGACAGCGGAUUACCAUAGCAAUGGCUACACAGUGACAAAUGGCUGGAAGAUCCACAACACAGCAAAAAACAAAUGGUUUGUCUGCAUGGCCAAAAACCCUGAGGACAAGCAGAAGUGGCUGGACGCCAUUCUAAAGGAGAGGGAGCAGAGAGAGAGUUUGAAGCUGGGUAUGGAGCGCGAUGCUUACGUCAUGAUUGCAGAAAAAGGCGAGAAGCUGUAUCACAUGAUAAUGAGUAAAAGCAGACACCUGAUCAAGGACAGGCGAAGAAAACUCAGCAUUGUCCAGAAGUGCUUCCUUGGAAAUGAGUUUGUGUCCUGGCUGAUUGAGACGGGAGAGAUCAGUAAACCAGAUGAGGGCGUCAAUCUGGGACAGGCCUUGCUGGAGAAUGGCAUCAUCCAUCACGUGUCUGACAAACAUCAAUUUAAGAAUGAGCAGGUGCUAUAUCGUUUUCGAUAUGAUGAUGGAACCUACAAGGCAAGAAGUGAGAUGGAGGACAUCAUGUCAAAGGGUGUAAGACUCUACUGUCGACUUCACAGCUUGUUCACCCCUGUAAUAAAGGACAGAGACUACCAUUUGAAGACAUUUAAAUCUGUGAUCCCAGCUAGCAAACUGGUUGACUGGCUGAUAGCUCGGGGAGACUGCUCCAGCAGGGAAGAGGCAGUCACACUUGGGGUUGGACUCUGCAAUAAUGGCUUCAUACAUCACGUGCUGGAGAAAAGUGAAUUCAAAGAUGAAUCCCAAUUUUUCCGCUUUUAUGCCGAUGAAGAAAUGGAAGGGAUCAGUUCCAAAAACAAACAGCUGCGCAACGACUUCAAACUUAUUGAAAACAUCUUGGCCAAGUCUUUGCUGAUCCACCCCCAGGAGGAGGAUUAUGGCUUUGAGAUCGAAGAGAAAAACAAAGCGAUCGUGGUGAAGGCCGUGCACAGAGGAUCCCAUGCGGAGAUGGCAGGCCUUCAGGUAGGCAGGAAGAUUUACACCAUUAAUGAAGACUUGGUUUUCCUGCGCCCCUUUCAGGAAGUAGAGACCAUGAUCAACCAGUCGUUCUGCAUAAGAAGGUCACUGAGGUUGCUGGUUGCCACAAAGGCGAAAGAGAUUGUCAAAAUCCCAGACUGCCCAGGAGCCCUUUCCUUCAAGAUUAGUGGAGCUGCACCUCCCCAUGUGCAUGCUGUAAGAAGAGGUUCCGAGGCAGCAGCAGCAGGUCUGCAGCCAGGCCAGUGCAUUCUGAAAGUGAACGGUAACAAUGUUAACAAUGAGAGUUUCAAUGAAGUCCUAGAUCAUUUCUCAGCCUACCGGUCAAGCCAGGAGCAGCAGGAGCUGGGGAAGACACAGUGGGUAUACAGGACGUUCGAAGAUGCAGAGGAGGAGAAAGCCUUGCGGUCCAGCAUGACAGAGGAUGAUGAUAUUAAUGACGCCAAGCAGGGUGCAAACCCGCUGGAGAGCAUCAGUAAGUUAAUUAUCUCGGAUGGGACUCCGCUUGUCAGCCUGAUGGUAGAUAAUGUCCACCUGGAGCAUGGCGUGGUCUAUGAGUACGUCAGCACUGCUGGCAUCAAGAGCCAUGUCUUGGAGAAAAUGGUGGCGCCCAAGGGCUGCUUUAGCUUGACUGCAAAGAUUUUGAAGGCCUUUGCAAAAGACGACAGUCUCUUUGUGGAGAACUGCCGUCGCCUGACCUCCUUGAGAAGCACGCUGAUGUCCAUGCCCCAGUACGAGUUCAGGGAUAUCUGCGACACCAAGCUCGAGAGCAUCAGCAAGCGAAUCUCCAGCUACCAACAGUUUGCAGAAGAGCUGCAGGAUAAGGCUUGCCCCUCCUUCAAACAAGCGACGACAGAGCCUCACCCCCUUGGAAGCCUGGAUUUCUGCCCGACAAACUGCCACGUGAACCUCAUGCAGGUGUCCUACCCUAAAAGCACGACAUCAGCAGGCAGGACCUUCAGUAUCCGAUUUGGGCGUAAAAAUUCCUUUUUUGGGUUGGAUCCAGACCAAGCUAACCUGAACCCGAUGUCGCACACUCAACACUGCAUCACUAGCAUGGCGGCCCCGUCGUGGAAGUGUCAGCCGCAGGAGAAUGAGUCCCACGGGGAGCAGGAGGGGAGCCUGCUGGACCUCAGCCUCAAUGGGGGGGUGAACAUGGACGAGGGGGGGCUGAGCUUCCUCCUCAAGCAGGAGGACAUGGAGACGCAAGACGCCUACAUCCAGCUCUUCAACAGGAUAGACAUUGCAGUCAAGGAGAUGAAGCAAUAUGUGGCUCAGAUAGAUGUGCUCCUCUCGUCUAUAACGGAGCCCACCCAGUCUGAAGAGUGCGAGCCCCCUUCCUCAGAAGAGACCCCUCCCCAGUCGCUGGUGUCGGAGGAGGGUGAGAUUGACAAGACGGAGCACUGUGGUAUCAAAAAGGUCUGCUUCAAAGUGUCAGAGGAUGACCAGGAAGACUCAGGACAUGACACCAUGAGUUACAGGGACUCCUAUAGCGAAUGCAAUAGUAACCGAGACUCGGUCCUGUCCUACACCAGUGCCCGGAGUAACAGCUCCUACCUGGGCAGUGAUGAAAUGGGAUCGGGGGAUGAGCUGCCUUGUGAUAUGAGAAUACCUUCUGACAAGCAGGACAAGUUGCAUGGCUGUUUGGAGCACCUGUUUAACCAGGUAGAUUCCAUUAACUCUCUUCUCAAAGGAGCUGUCAUGACCAAGGCUUUUGAGGAAACCAAGCACUUCCCAAUGGACUACAGUUUGCAAGAAUUCCGUCACACCGAGGACUGGACGAUGCACUGCCGUGGUAUGAUCCACAAGAACAUUCAGGAGGACCCGUGGAACCUGCCCAGCUCCAUCAAGACACUGGUGGAGAGUUUGCAAAGGUUUGUGGAAGAUGGAAAGAAUCAGUUGCUUCUGGCUCUAUUGAAAUGCACAGACACAGACCUGCAGCUGCGUCGGGACGGGAUUUUUUGCCAGAGUCUGGUGGGUGCAGUCUGCACCCUGUCUGAACAGCUGCUCACCGCACUCAACUUUCGCUACAACAACAGUGGGGAGUACGAGGAGGAGAGCAAGGAGGUCAGCAUGAAGUGGCUGGAGCAGAUCGCUGCCAUCGGAGUGCUCCUGAACUUCCAGUCCAUGCUGUCCCCUCAUGUGAAGGAAGAGCGCACCAUGCUUGAAGAUACCAAGAUUGCCCUGCUGGACUUGGAUAAAGUCACUGUUUACUUCCGACAACUUGAAGACGAAUGCCUUGUUGCAAACACAUCUAUCUAUUAUCAUGUGGAAGGAAGCAGACAGUCUUUGAAAAUCACACUGUAUCUUGACAGCUGCCAUUUCUCAGAGCUGCCCACCAAGUUUAAGAACGGAGGCAGCUUGAAACUGCACACUGUACUGUUUACAAGAGCACUGGAAAAACAAGAGAGCCCAGUUUACCAAGACAGCGUCGCUUUGGAAGAGUUUGAGCAGCAGAUCAACACAGUCUCCCUGGAGAAGGUCAAAUCUUACUAUCGGAAACUUAGGGCAUUUUACUUGGAGAGAUCCAACUUGCCUACAGACUCUAACAAAACUGUCCUGAAAAUAGACCAGCUUCUCCGCCCACUGAAUGCAUUGGAUGAUCUGUGCAGACUGAUGCAGUCCUUGGUGAUCACAAAGCCAGGGUCUUCAGGAAACUCCAGCAGCCAUCCAUCUGGAGCCAGUCUGCUCCCUGUUUCUUCAGAGUUCUGCAACCGGCUGGGCGCCUGUCACAUUGCCAUGUGUGCCACCGGAAUGCAGAGGUGCACCCUAAGUACGUCCCUGGAACAAGCAAUCAUAUUGGCACGAAAUCAUGGGCUGUUACCUCGGUGUAUAAUGCAAGCAACAGAUAUCAUGAGGAAGCAGGGGACAAGAGUUGAAAUAUCUGCAAAGAAUUUAAAGGUGAUGGAUCAAAUGCCACCCACUGCACCACGACUUUUCAAGUUGUGCCUGCCACCCACAGAUGGGGAUCUAUGAGGACCCUAAAUGUUUAGGUGAAGUGACAACACUGCCAACCAUUUAAUGGUAAUCAUGGGACAGACAAUUUUGGCAUAAGGACUUUGAAGAAAGAAGUGGAUUAUCUUUUAAAAUGAGCACCUUUGCACACAAUGCAACAUAGUGAUUGAUUUCAACCACUGUACAUGGUGAGAGCUAUCUACAGGCAGUUUGCUGUAGCAGCAAACCACCAUCCACCAACUGUUUACUUCCAUGGGAACAUUCUGAAGGCAAGCAAAAGCUGCAGAGUUUUUAGAGGGAAACAAAUACAUUGUUCUCUUACCUCGAAUGCCUUGGUUCUGCUAGAGCAUCAUUUUGCUGGUUUAGAAAAUGACACAUGUUAUGUAUUUAGUUGGAUUUAGCAUUAACUUGCCUUCAACCACAAUGCCUCUGUCCUGCAGAAAUAAUCAUUUUUUGCAUGCAGGUACAAGAAUUAUAACUGGAAAAUGCGAAGAAACAAAAGCAUCAAUUUGAUGAUCCUGAAAUAUAGGAACAACGUGACCUGACGCGUUUACAUUGUAAUCGAACAUUGCAUUGCAUUGCUAUUUACUGAUUCUGUUUGGGGCAUACCGCAGAUAUAUAACGUGCCAAGCAUGACUCAGUCUGCACUAGCUGUAAAUAUUUUAGUCUACUUACUUUGAAGUAUUCUUAUGUAUUUAAUGUAGAUUAAUAUAACUUGCUAGGCACAUUAUUAUUAUUAUUAUUAUUAUUAUUAUUAUUAUUAUUAUUAGUUGUAGUAGUAUUUCAGUAGGUUCAAUGAAAGAAAUAACCAGUAUAUAACAUUCCAAACUAUUUCCAAGUUUUUAUUUUUGAAAUUUUACAUUGUGGAGCAGUGAUGGUGCUUGGAAGUUGCAGUUGGUUUGUUAAAAGGAAAUUCGUCAAGGCAGCCGGGAAUUGUUACCAUGAUGCAAUAUCAUUUCCUUACUGCUUAUUAACAGCUAGCUUUCAUCCAUCUUCAGGGAUCUAAGCAGCGUUGUGAGCACUUGUCCUCUUCGACUAGCUAAUCUGUUGGAGACAACCAUUUUUAAGGGUUCUUUUUUUUAAUUUUGAUUACAGUUUUGUUUUUAAUUACGAGCCCAUAUAAUAGAUUACAAAUCAAGCAGAUUUUCAGGGAAGACAUGAAGUUAAAAGAACUCGUGGUCUUUACUGUAUUUUAAAUGUUUAUUUAUGUACAUUUUUAUCAUUAAAGAGAUUUUAUUUGUGUCAGUGGGACCAACAUAUAGAAUUAAUAUAUGCUUUCAAAGCAAAGGAAGGCAUCUAUAUAAGUUAAGAAGCAUUUCUUUUAACAAUAAAGGUAUGGCGUAUUUAAAGCAUUUGUGAUACAUUUAUAAUAAUGUUGUACAUUUGAACUGUUAUAAUCGCAAGGUGAAAUGAAUAGUUUAUUCAGGUACAUUCUAUAUAUGCUCUUCUGUGUUUAUUUAAGUGGCUGAAAGAAUGAUGGUUGCUGUUUAAGUUAUCCCCUGUCACUAAUAAAAGAUCAUACAACUCGCAGGGCGACUCAGGAGUUAGUGCAGGAGAUAUGUGUUUACACAAUUGGUUACUUUCAAAACAAAAUAAACUGUGGAAUAUCAGUAAAUUUCUUGGGCACCAUUUUGACUCUGUCUGAGAUGUGAACAUCAGUGGUCACAAUUCCAACCUAGUGUAGGUGGAAUGAAUUUAAAAAACAAUCAAGCAUAGAGCACAGUGUAAUACCCGUCUGGGAUGCCUGCUGAUUCAGUCUGAUAUCAGCUAGAAAAUGGGAGCAAUCCAGAGGCUGUAGGAAUGAUUGUGAUUCGGGUUAUAAACAUCUACCAUAAGGGUGGGUGAACAGUCUCUUGACAACAUUUAACCUCUUAAAAAAAAAAAGAAUGGAGCCUGAAAAUGCAUUAAAGCCAUACCGUGCUAAAUGAGUGCAGUUACAGGAGUAGAUGUUCAGAUGUGUGUUACUUCAUCAUUGUGUGUACUGUUAAUGGGCAUUAUUACCAUCUAGUUAUUUAAAAAUAUCGACAUUAUUCCAUGUACCUCCCUGCCUUAUUACAUUUAGGCUUAUAUGGGAUUAUUACAUAACUGUGUACCAAUUUUUAAACAAGGCCAUUUUCUAUUUAGUGUAUGCAGGGUUUUUUUGUUGUUGUUUUGUUUUGUUCCUUUAUGAACUUCACCAAAUGUAAGGUAAUUUUAACAUAAUUCCUGUUUUACACGAGUAUUAGAAACUAUAGAAACUUGAGAAUUCAAACAACAUAUUUGUUUUAUUGUAUAGUUGUUUUUAAUAGCGUCAUUAUUUGUCUCACCAGCUUGUGGGCUUAGAUUUAAUUGCACAUUUAAAAAUACAAAUUGUGUUGGAGGGGUUUUAACCCCUAAAUAAAGUAGUUUCAUUCUAAACCAAGAUUAUCUACAUACAUCAUUCAAAAAUAGCCAAGAAUCUGUAUGAUCUAUUACUGAAAUACAUCCCAAGCUCUCUUUCUGAUUUUUCUUUUAAUAGCUAGUAAUGUUGAAGUUAGCAAUACUAAAAGAACCUUACAUUGAAUAAAUGAGCAGUAUUCUUUCUAAAAAGGGCAACUGAAAAGAGCAGUCAAGAACAUUUGUAGAGCAGUGGAGAUAUGACAUUGCAGUAAUUGGACAAAUCCAUUAAGCUCCAUUCAGUAUCCUAUUCACAGAACGUGCACAUCAUUAGACAUUGUGUUGCACAAGAAAGUAUGCCUCUUUGAUAAUGUUUGCUACUUGGCAAUGACAGAUGGUGAAGAGUUAAUAUUUACCUGGUGCCCGUUUCUCUCUUUUCUGCUAAAUGAUAAUUUCUGCUAUAUUACCGCCAUAUGUUUUUUUUCUUUAUUAAAAUGUAUUGCAAUUUCUAGGAAUUGGUUUGAUAUUAUAUGCACACUACCAAUAUUGCAAAGUUUGUAAAUAGUACUACAAAGGUCAAUUAUUGAUCAUGAGCUUGGAUAUUUAAUGGUUACUAUAAUAUAAAUAAGGUGAUGUUAUUGCUUUUGAUAGAAGUUUGAAAGCUAACAUGUAAUGUAUGACAAUCAUGUUGUUUCACUGUUGUUUGGUAUACAGAAAAAAACAAAACCUUGUUCAAAUUGAAUUCCUCUUUCUUCCAGUGCAGAACCCAACUACAAAGCAGAAGAGACACAAUUACUUUUCUUUAUUAACAUUUUUUUGCUAGAUAGUUCGUCACUGCACAAUAACACACAUGUUAAGGCAAGCACUGUCACUUGCAGUAGUUGAACGAGAUCACUAUUUAAAAGUCACAGGUUUCUGGUUUAAUCUAAUGAAAGCCAGGAUAUGUCUGUUAGAUAUAAUGGGUUUGCACUGCUGGUUUAUUAGAGAAGAUUAGAGCACAUAAAUGUUUUCAUCUUGGGUGCUUUUCUGAAAAUGACCUGGAGGAAGAGGGAAAUAUACAUUAACUUGAGGGAAACAAGUCAUUCAGUAGAUUUGUGAACCAUUCAAAUGAAUGAAGCGCAUUGCCAGUGUUGUGCAGUAUUGAUCAGCGGUGCAGAUAUUCUGUUGAUAUCUAGUCUUUACAUUCAGAAAAUAAUGUUGGCUUUGUUUUGGACAUUGAAACUGCAGAUGAUUUCUUAACACAGAUCAGCAUACGAUGUGGUUCACCAACAUUUCUAGAUAGGAUUGUUGUAAGCAUUUUAAAAAUGAAUUUAAUCAAAUACAAAUGGAUGUUUGCUGUUAAUUCAGUGUCAAAAACCCAAAUUACUAGUUUACUUCUAGUACUUGUAAGACAUGUAAUACAAUGGGUCCACCAAAACAAUCCCACUGCAACUUAUGGAUCUAUAGCCAUGUCAUUAAAACAUGAAUGUAUGUAAAAAUACAAUGGAAAUUCAUUGUUAGCAGGGCAGAACUGCCAUGCUGUAAAUCAAGGUGUAGACAACCCUACCAAAUGUUAUAACACUGUAUAUUGCUUUGACCUGUUUCUCAUAAGUGUUAUGCUUACAACAACACAUUUCAUAAUACAGUUAUAGAUUCCAUAUUAAUUGUUCAUAACAGACCCUUAAACUGAAGUGGUAACCUAUAUGUGAUACAUUUUGAGUUGUCACUAGAUGUGUACUAUAAUACUUCAACAGUACAGUAUGGGAAAGUUGGGACUGUGUAAAUAAAUACGCCCUUAAUUUAAUUUAAAUACCCCUUUUUUACUGUCCGUUAUGUAGGGAAAAAUGACAGACAAAUUGGUUUUUGGUCAAAAACACUUUAUAUGAAAGAUAGGCAUACCCCAAUACAAUCAUACAGACAUUGCUAAUAGAAGUCUGGUUUUAC